GCAUCUGGCGUGCCGUAGAUGCCUAAAGAGGAUAAAGAAUGUUGUGGAAGUUGCUUUAAAAGGAGCGAGUUUAAGAAAAACUUCUAUUAAAGUCGGAAGCAGAAUUCUUGGGUCUGUCUAAGUUGAUAAGACGAUGGGCAACACCAGUGAUCGCAUAGCUGCUGACCGCCAUGGCCCGAAGGCCCAUCGCGCAGACAGUGGUGCUGGACAUAAAGACCAUGAACCCAGCAAGAUGAUGGACAGCACAGAUGAUCCUAACAUUUUUAAUACACACGGGCCUGAUACAAAGGCUCCAGUAGAAAAAGACAUGCCUCCAGAUUUGGAUGACUUGGUAAAAACUGGCCCUCAGGAGCGUCCCACGGUGAUUCGCUGGGCCGGAGGAGGGACAGACGUCUACAUCUCGGGCUCCUUCAACAACUGGAACAGCAAGAUCCCACUCAAUAAAAGUCAUAAUGACUUUGUUGCGAUUCUGAAUUUGCCUGAGGGGGAACAUCAGUACAAGUUCUUUGUUGAUGGACAGUGGGUUCAUGAUCCUUCAAAGCCGGUGGUGACUAGUCAGAUGGGAACCAUUAACAACCUGAUUCAGGUGAAGAAAUCUGACUUUGAGGUGUUCGAUGCGCUGCAGGUGGACUCCCUGGAGUGCUCAGACACGUCUGAUUUGUCCAGCUCACCACCGGGUCCCUACGGACAGAAUAUGUACAUGUUCCGACCCGAGGAGCGCUUCAAGGCCCCGCCUAUCCUUCCCCCUCACCUCCUCCAAGUUAUUCUCAACAAAGACACAAACGUAUCAUGUGACCCUGCUUUGCUGCCUGAACCCAAUCAUGUGAUGCUAAACCAUCUCUACGCACUUUCAAUAAAGGAUGGUGUCAUGGUCCUUAGUGCAACUCACAGGUAUAAGAAGAAGUACGUCACCUCUCUGCUUUAUAAACCCAUCUGAAACCUGACACCUGAGCACGUUUAUACCUGUUCUGUUGCUCCAUGUGGCUGUGGUGUUACUACGUACCAGUUUACACUGGAUCUGCUACCCACGGUCACUUUAUUACCAUACAGGAAAGUGUGUGUGUGCAUGUUAUCACUAUUGGACAACUAGGCUAUUGCAGUGUUGAAUUUUUUGAGUGUUUUUGUGAUACACUAUGUUUUUAAAUAUGUUUGGUAUUUUAAAUGUGCAUUUUUUUGUGUAUUUAAACUAUUAUCUGGUUUGAAAAUAGCUUCGCCCCAGUUUUAUUAAAAGCGGUUGAUUCGACUAAAAGAAAGGUGGCGCUUUCAUUUUUAACUCACGUCAGGUCACUACGCAGUUACGAUUUGCGCAGAUGACUCACCUUUCUCCAAUGCCCUCUGUCUCGUGUCUUUUGUAGCAGACUCCUACCACAAGUCCUGGCAUAAGAAGAAGAAGAAGAAGAACCUUUAUUGUCAUUAUACCCUGCCGUCAAUGUUGUCAUUUGGAUGCCUCAUUACAUGCACACGUAACUUAAUAUGGUUCAGUAGCUCCUCUUCUGUUCUGGCUAUUUUGUAAAUGUACUCAGUAGUCAUCAUCUUCCUCCCUGCAGUUUUCUAAUGCUCUUGUUCCAAAAAUUCAUUUUGUGGCCAGACCAAGGCUUAUAUCUGUGGUAGCUUUGUGAUUUUAGAGUUUCAUGUUUUAUUUAUUUGGAUCAUGUGAUCACGAUUGUGUGAUGCUGAAUAAAAGGGCUUUUAGAAUGUAUUUAAAUAAACUAGUCAGCUUAAGAAUCAAGCACAGGACGAUUUGGUGUUUGUCAGGCUGCCCUUGUUGUCGUCUACAUUCUUCAAGACUUUAAUAGAAUCAGUUACAGUUAAGUUUUAAAUACACACUUGUAAUGUCUCAUUCUAGUUGCCAAUGUUUCUCACGCCAAACAAACGGCCUGCUUUAAUACACUUGUCCCUGGUCAGGAAGGGUAACCAAAUCUAGCACACAUACUUGGGUACAGUACAAGUCAUCUGGCAAUGAAAACAACCAUUAAUUGUGGCAUUACAGAUUGAGAUUCUGAGCUCCUGGGUUCGAAUCUCGGCUCUGCUACCGGUCGUCUGGGCGCCCUCUAGCAUGCGCAAUUGGCUAAUGCCUGCAGCAGCAAACAAAAUUGGCCUACAGUCUGCUGGGUGGGAACGACCGGACUAGAGGUCGGGGUUAUCAACACUGUGUAAGGACCUUGUACAGAAAGUGGAGGAGCGCAGAGAUCGUGACGUGGCUCUCCGUAUGCGAAGCCGACCUCGCAUGCAAAUCCACUGAAGUAUGGGUGAAUAAGAAGGGAUUGGUGGACUGCGCACAUGUCGGAGGGCGUGUGUGUCAGGCGAAAAUACACCCUCCUUGGACGCCAUUGGGGUCCCCUAUGCUAAAUUGGGAGAAAACGGGGGUAAUAAAAAAAAAAAAAAACAGUUGUUGAGGUGGUUGUUAAAAGGGUUAUAUUGCUGUACCAAAGGCUGUGCUAAUUUUAAAAAACAGUGUACAUUAAACCAAGGGCUUUUCUCUUAGUGUUUGGCGUGAGUCAUGCUAUUAAACCAAACUACAGUUUGUCAGACUCAGACUCUGUAUUUAAUAUUUAAUUGUUUGUGGUGCGCAUGUGCAUACGGUUGCCUGUUACUGCGAUUGUCUAAGCACUUUACCCAUAAAACAACUUUCAGUAAGAGUUCAGACAGAGAGUUUUCAGUCUCUCGGCUAUGCAAUGGAUAAAUCAUGCGAAUGAAUCGGGUACCCUUGGCGCCGGGUGAACCUGCACCCUCUGUAACCCAAAUAUUAUAAUGUAUUAUUGUUACGAUUUGCGCAGAUGACUCACCUUUCUCCAAUGCCCUCUGUCUCGUGUCUUUUGUAGCAGACUCCUACCACAAGUCCUGGCAUAAGAAGAAGAAGAAGAAGAACCUUUAUUGUCAUUAUACCCUGCCGUCAAUGUUGUCAUUUGGAUGCCUCAUUACAUGCACACGUAACUUAAUAUGGUUCAGUAGCUCCUCUUCUGUUCUGGCUAUUUUGUAAAUGUACUCAGUAGUCAUCAUCUUCCUCCCUGCAGUUUUCUAAUGCUCUUGUUCCAAAAAUUCAUUUUGUGGCCAGACCAAGGCUUAUAUCUGUGGUAGCUUUGUGAUUUUAGAGUUUCAUGUUUUAUUUAUUUGGAUCAUGUGAUCACGAUUGUGUGAUGCUGAAUAAAAGGGCUUUUAGAAUGUAUUUAAAUAAACUAGUCAGCUUAAGAAUCAAGCACAGGACGAUUUGGUGUUUGUCAGGCUGCCCUUGUUGUCGUCUACAUUCUUCAAGACUUUAAUAGAAUCAGUUACAGUUAAGUUUUAAAUACACACUUGUAAUGUCUCAUUCUAGUUGCCAAUGUUUCUCACGCCAAACAAACGGCCUGCUUUAAUACACUUGUCCCUGGUCAGGAAGGGUAACCAAAUCUAGCACACAUACUUGGGUACAGUACAAGUCAUCUGGCAAUGAAAACAACCAUUAAUUGUGGCAUUACAGAUUGAGAUUCUGAGCUCCUGGGUUCGAAUCUCGGCUCUGCUACCGGUCGUCUGGGCGCCCUCUAGCAUGCGCAAUUGGCUAAUGCCUGCAGCAGCAAACAAAAUUGGCCUACAGUCUGCUGGGUGGGAACGACCGGACUAGAGGUCGGGGUUAUCAACACUGUGUAAGGACCUUGUACAGAAAGUGGAGGAGCGCAGAGAUCGUGACGUGGCUCUCCGUAUGCGAAGCCGACCUCGCAUGCAAAUCCACUGAAGUAUGGGUGAAUAAGAAGGGAUUGGUGGACUGCGCACAUGUCGGAGGGCGUGUGUGUCAGGCGAAAAUACACCCUCCUUGGACGCCAUUGGGGUCCCCUAUGCUAAAUUGGGAGAAAACGGGGGUAAUAAAAAAAAAAAAAAACAGUUGUUGAGGUGGUUGUUAAAAGGGUUAUAUUGCUGUACCAAAGGCUGUGCUAAUUUUAAAAAACAGUGUACAUUAAACCAAGGGCUUUUCUCUUAGUGUUUGGCGUGAGUCAUGCUAUUAAACCAAACUACAGUUUGUCAGACUCAGACUCUGUAUUUAAUAUUUAAUUGUUUGUGGUGCGCAUGUGCAUACGGUUGCCUGUUACUGCGAUUGUCUAAGCACUUUACCCAUAAAACAACUUUCAGUAAGAGUUCAGACAGAGAGUUUUCAGUCUCUCGGCUAUGCAAUGGAUAAAUCAUGCGAAUGAAUCGGGUACCCUUGGCGCCGGGUGAACCUGCACCCUCUGUAACCCAAAUAUUAUAAUGUAUUAUUGUGCACAGUGUUUGUAAAUGAUCAUGUAUUGGUUGUAGAGAAAGGUCUCUUGAUAUAAUAAGCAAUAGGUGACAGUCAGACAUUUCUAUGAGGUUUUUGUCACAUUUGACACGUAUUAAGGAUUCAGGUGGUGUUAAGGUGCUUGAUGGCACUGUUUAACACUUGUGAUUGUAUCUGCAGUGCUGUAUGAUCUGUGUAUGCUGUGUCUUUGAACGAGUUGUACAUUAUUUACUGGAUUUGUUUGCCAAUAAAAAGGAAUGAUGCCG
Messenger RNA from Trichomycterus rosablanca, 4494 nucleotides. It is a transcript of the gene prkab2, whose product is annotated as protein kinase, AMP-activated, beta 2 non-catalytic subunit. The transcript is spliced from 8 exons. Lineage: Eukaryota; Metazoa; Chordata; Actinopteri; Siluriformes; Trichomycteridae. The record is from RefSeq and is a predicted model, not a curated record. Gene Ontology annotation, cellular component: nucleus; cytoplasm; nucleotide-activated protein kinase complex. Gene Ontology annotation, biological process: signal transduction. Gene Ontology annotation, molecular function: protein kinase binding. The coding region runs from base 134 to 937 and encodes 267 amino acids.